This is a messenger RNA of Cinclus cinclus, 2694 nucleotides long. It is a transcript of the gene TTLL12, whose product is annotated as tubulin tyrosine ligase like 12. Gene Ontology annotation, biological process: protein modification process. The transcript has 14 exons. NCBI's taxonomy places the organism in Eukaryota, Metazoa, Chordata, Aves, Passeriformes, Cinclidae. The record is from RefSeq and is a predicted model, not a curated record. Bases 744 to 2342 code for a protein of 532 amino acids.
CUCCAAUCCCAAUAGGUUCAAAACCAGCUCCUGUGAUACUCUUGGGUUUCCUUGCAGCAUUCAGGUAUGUGAAUAUGGGAGCAGAACACCAACGCACCUGUUUGCUAACAUUUUCAGAGCUUGACCUUAGCAUUCUCUGGAGCCUUUUAUUUUAAAAUUAAGUGAGGUUUCCUGUCUGUGGAAUCUGGGAUACAAUAAUUGUUCAGCCAUACUUCCCUUUGGAAAGCUGAUGUAUUUUUAGCUUUCUGAAAUACGGGUGUAGUGGAGGGUUUUCUGUGUGGUUUGGGGAUUUUGCUUUCAAGUAGAAUUCAGAUCUUUCUCUGUCUUGGUUCAGUCAAAUGAUAUAAUCAAAAUAUGAAGAACCCUUCUGUUUGAAGAACUGCUUUUUUCUAAAAGUCAUACAGUUUAAACAAGGGUUAAAUUUGUCAAGAGAAAUUGUGCCAGAUAUGUAUGGUUUUAUUUUGGGUUAAACUGUAAUUUUUUUCAACAAUGCAUUUUUUCCUAAAAAUAACUUGGUGACACACCCCACCCCCACCCAAAGGAAAAAAAAAACAUAUAGAAAUAAUCAAAACUUAUUUCUCAUUUUCUUUUAGUAGCAUAUGCAGGCUUCUGAUGAUCCAAGACUUCUCCACCUGGCUUUGCAGAUGACAAUAGAUGUCACAGACCUUGUGGCUAACAAGGUCCUCAAGUAAUUUUUCAAAAUAGUGUAUUGUUUUUCUGCUUCAGGCAAGAAUAUCAGGUUGAUGCAGCAGAGCGUGUUCCUCGUCGACCACGCCUGGACGUACCGUGCAGAGCACGCCCGGCAGCAGCUGCGCCGUGUGCCGGGCCUGCUGCACAGGAUGGCCAACCUCAUGGGCAUCCCCUUCCACGGAGAGGUCCCAGACGAGGGCAGCAUCGAGCAGGUCCUGCAGGAAAUGUGGAAAUACAACCAGACCUACCAGCUCUCUCAAGGGACUGCAGAGGAGAAGGUUCCUGUCUGGUACAUCAUGGAUGAAUUUGGAUCACGCAUUCAGCAUUCAGACCAGCCGAGUUUUGCAGCAGCACCUCUGUUUUACAUGCCUCAGCAAAUUGCUUACACAGUUCUCUGGCCUUUGAGAGACCUUGAAACUGGUGAUGAAGUCACUCGUGAUUAUGCUUAUGGGGAGACGGAUCGCCUGAUCAGAAAGUGUGUUUUGUUGCCUUGGGUGCCUACUGAAGUGUUGGAUGUCAGCUGUUUUACUCCAGAGCCACCAGAUGAACAUUACCAGGCAAUUUUAGCAGAAAACAAGGAAAAACUUCCUGUAGCAAUAAAUCCACCAGUUUAUGCCAAAGACAAAGUUUUCAAGGUUUUCACAGACAUUCAGCAAGUCCUCAACAACCUGACACAUCCCCGUUUUGUAUUCACAGACAACGAGGGAGAAGCAGACAUCCUCUACAACUUCUCACACUUCAAAGAUUAUAGGAAGCUAAGUGAGGAGAGGCCUGAGGUUAUGGUGAAUCAGUACCCAUGUGAGAACCUCCUGACUGUCAAAGACUGCCUGGCAUCCAUUGCUAGACGAGCUGGAGGACCUGAUGGGCCCAGGUGGCUGCCUCGGACUUUUAACCUCCAGACAGAAUUGCCUCAGUUCAUCAGCUACUUCCAGCAACGUGACAGAAGAGGAGAAGACAAUCACUGGAUAUGCAAACCAUGGAACCUGGCAAGAAGCCUGGAUACCCACAUCACCAACAACCUGAACAGUAUCAUUAGACACAGGGAAAGCAGCCCAAAGGUGGUGUGCAAGUACAUCGAGGAGCCGGUGCUGUUUGAGCGUGAGGACGUGGGGCUGGUGAAGUUCGACGUGCGCUACGUGGUGCUGCUGCGCUCCGCCCGGCCCCUGCGGCUCUACAGCUACGACGUGUUCUGGCUGCGCUUCUCCAACAGGGCGUUUUCACUUGAUGACUUGGAUGACUAUGAGAAGCAUUUCACCGUCAUGAAUUAUGCUCCUGGUGUGACAUUGAAACAGGUGCACUGUGAAGACUUUAUUCCUCUGUUUGAAAAACAAUAUCCUGAAUAUCCUUGGACAACAGUACAAGCAAGUAUUUUUAAGGCAUUUGCUGAAUUGUUCCAAGUUGCUUCGUCUAAACCUGCCCCUCUUGGUAUCUGCGAUUAUCCAUCAUCAAGAGCAAUAUAUGCCAUUGACUUGAUGCUUAAGUGGGACACCAGCAGAGAUGGGAAAAGAAUUAUGCAGCCUCAGAUCUUGGAGGUGAACUUCAAUCCUGACUGUGACAGAGCCUGCCAAUACCACCCUACCUUUUUUAAUGAUAUCUUCAGCACCUUAUUUCUGGAUGAAACAGACAACUGCCAUGUGACACGCAUUGUCUAACAAGAUACAUGACUCCAUCAAUUUUCUUCUCAGAUAUGCUUAACAGCAAGAUUUAUAUUUCAGUUCUGUGAGCUGCUGAUGCAACUGUUUUUCUAUACUGAUCAACAGGAGAAAAAAAUUGUAUCAGAAGAAUAUGCAUAUACUGUAUGGAUAAUCCCUUUGUCUGCAUAGUCCUUGUCUUGCUUUGUUCUUUCUGUAAAUCAUCGGUGUGUGUUGACAAAGUGUCUUGUUUAUUGAAUAUUGAAGACCUCAGAGUAGGACUUGUUUUUCAAGUAGUUUGAUUGCUUGCUUGCUGGAAAACAUUGCACAAGGUCCUUGUGUCAACAUUAAAACUAUAGUUUACUAAAUCAUA